GUCUCUUGCACGACGUACGCCCUAAGCGACCAUUGCCGAUCUCUCGACUCAUUAGUGAACGGUAAAUCGAACGUGUGUCUUUCAAUCAGCAUCCUAAUCAGAGCCUUCAACCCUUUGCACUCCGAGAAUCUUCUCGAAAGCAACGACUAACUCGAGUAAGGUAACGCUAAAAACGAAUCAAGAUGUGUGAUGAUGAUGUUGCGGCACUAGUCGUGGACAAUGGGUCCGGUAUGUGCAAGGCGGGAUUCGCUGGAGAUGACGCACCGCGUGCUGUCUUCCCCAGCAUCGUCGGCCGCCCUCGUCAUCAGGGUGUGAUGGUCGGUAUGGGUCAAAAGGACAGCUACGUGGGGGACGAGGCGCAGAGUAAAAGAGGUAUACUGACGUUAAAGUAUCCUAUAGAACACGGCAUCAUCACCAAUUGGGACGAUAUGGAGAAGAUCUGGCACCACACCUUCUACAACGAAUUGCGUGUCGCACCCGAGGAACACCCCGUCCUCCUCACCGAGGCCCCCUUGAACCCAAAAGCUAACCGUGAGAAGAUGACCCAAAUCAUGUUCGAAACC
Molecule: messenger RNA, 563 nt
Organism: Hylaeus anthracinus
Lineage: Eukaryota; Metazoa; Arthropoda; Insecta; Hymenoptera; Colletidae
Exons: 3
Biological process (GO): mitotic cytokinesis
Source: RefSeq, a predicted model, not a curated record